AGGGAGGACGUUUGGUUGAGCCGCUCGCUCGCAGCCAUUCAGCGGCGGUAGCCGAAGCGAUUGGACUUCGUGAGUCACUUCCAGCUCUUUCUGUGGAAUUUGAAUUAUUUCCCUCGGAGGGGGUCGACACGCUCGGCUCCGCGGUGGGGAGGGGGCGGAACACGUGACGGCGCUACCGUCUGGUGGUCACAGGAGUUCAGUUAAACGUCCAAAGACUCGGGGCGAUACUGUGGUGCCUUGCGGUUAUCUCAAGUCAUCUACCUGGAAAAGGGAUCUCCGCGAUGAACAAGCUACGGCAGAGCUUCCGGCGGAAGAAGGACAUCUACGUGCCUGAGUCCAGCCGGCCUCACCAGUGGCAGACUGAUGAGGAGGCGGUCCGUAGUGGGAAAUGCAGCUUUGCGGUCAAGUACUUGGGACACGUGGAGGUGGAGGAGUCGCGGGGGAUGCACAUCUGUGAGGACGCGGUCAAGCGGCUGAAGACUGACAGGAAAUUCUUCAAAGGAUUCUUUUCCAAAGCUGGGAAGAAGGCAGUGCGCGCCGUGCUGUGGGUGUCGGCAGACGGUCUACGCGUGGUCGACGACAAAACUAAGGACCUGAUCCUAGACCAGACCAUCGAAAAGGUGUCAUUCUGCGCGCCAGACCGGAACUUCGAGAGAGCAUUUUCGUACAUCUGCCGGGACGGGACGACGCGCCGCUGGAUCUGCCAUUGCUUCAUGGCCGUCAAAGACUCUGGGGAGCGGCUCAGCCACGCUGUGGGCUGCGCCUUCGCCGCCUGCCUGGAGCGCAAGCAGAAGCGGGAGAAGGAAUGCGGCGUCACGGCCACAUUUGAUGCCAACCGGACCACCUUCACCCGCGAGGGCUCCUUCCGUGUCGCCACGGCUACGGAGGCGGCCGAGCGGGAGGAAGUUAUGAGGCAGCUGCAGGACGCUAAAAAAGCCGAGAGCGACGCCAAAGUGGCGGGGAACUCCGCCGGUGGCGGCGUGAUCAACGUCUCCGCCAUUCAGUCGGGCGGCUCGCCGUCGCCCUCAUCCUCGCCGCCGCUCCCGCUGGCCGCCCUGGGCCCGCAGGCAAUUCCCCGCCGGCACGCCCCCGCCGAGGCGUUGGCCAGGCAGGGCUCCUUCCGCGGCUUCCCGGCGCUCAGCCAGAAGACGUCGCCCUUCAAGCGCCAGCUAUCGCUCCGCAUGAACGAGCUGCCCUCCACCGUGCAGCGCAAGUCGGACUUCCCCAUCAGGAAUGCGGUGCCCGAGGUGGAAGGAGAGAACGACAGCAUCAGCUCGCUAUGCACUCAGAUUACCACAGCGUUCAGCGGACCCCCGGAGGACCCCUUUUCCUCUGCGCCUAUGCCCAAAGCACUCACCUCGCCGCAGUCGCCUGGAGCGCCAGUCAACAGUUGUGCUGCCACUGCUACCGCUUCCCUUUCUACUCCUCAUCCUCUUCCUCCUCCCCCACCUCCUACUGCUGCUGCUGUUAAUCCUCCAGCUCCGAGCUCAGCAGCGUUGGCCCCCGCUCUACCCGCUCGAGACACUAACCCCUGGGCCAAGACCCCCGCUGGGGUCCCGGCCCCUGCGCCACCCGGAGGUGAUUGGUCAUCAUCCACUCCCGUCAUCAUCGUCCCGCCGAUGUCUUCUCCGGUGUUGCCCUCACACAAGCGCACCCCCUCGGAAGCGGAAAAAUGGCUGGAGGAGGUUUCCAAGUCUGUCCGGGCCCCUCCACCCAACCCCAUCCUGGCGGCAGCCCCACUGCCCGCCGCGCCGUUCGCCGCCCCUGUGGCGCCCUUACCCCAGGUGGCCUAUGCGCCCCUUCUACCCCCGCGCCAGACUGCUUUCCACCCCAUGUCCAACGGGCUCUCCUUCCCGCAGCCCAGCGUGCCUGUGGUGGGCAUCACUCCCUCGCAAAUGGUGGCCAACGUCUUCGGCUCGGCCGCGCAACCCCAGCCGUUUCCCUUCCCCGCUCCCGUAGCGCCCCCGGGUGUCGUCGUCACGGGCCCCUUCAUCAAGGCGCCGCCGCCCGCUGUCGCCAGCCCCGCCCCCGCUCACCCUACCAAUGGCAGCGGGAGCUUCAACGGGGCGAACAAUUGGCCCGCUCUGUCACACCUGUCCCCCCAUUCCUCACCCGCGGUCGCCGCUCCGCAUCAGCCACAGGUGGACGCCUUUGAGGCCCAGUGGGCGGCGCUGGAGGGUCGCUCGCACCAGCGCACUACGCCGUCGCCUACCAACCCCUUUUCCACCGAGCUGCACAAGACCUUUGAGAUCCAGCUCUGAUGACUGUGCCUGAGGAAGGGAUGGUCUCCAUGUUUUGGGGAUGCGGGGCAGCGGUGGUCGCGGGGGGCGGUGGCAGCGGGUGGUGUCAGCACAGACCCCCUCCCCCCAAAAUAACAUGCUGCUGUUCUUCACGGGUUUCAUCAGCAUUGUCUGUGCUCGUUUGACUGUCCUGUGCAAAUCCACUACUACUACCACUGCCCCCCCUGCAAGCCGCUCCUUACCACGCCCAGCCCUCCACCCGCUUAAUACACCAUCCUCACCUAACUGGAAGAAUAAAGCAAGACAAUGCCAAAAUGUUUAUUUUUAUGCAUUAAGUAUAUUUUAAAUAGCUUUGGAUUCCAAGCAUCAUCUUGCCAAAGGCACAGAUCGCGACAAAUUAGCAUAUAUGUAUAUUAUACAUAAUGUAUAUUAUACCCAAGUAUAUAAAUUUAUCUAUAAAAAAAUCUCACAGCAGUGCUCAUUUUUAAUGUGAUGUAAAGAGAUUUUGUGAAGGGACAGCUGCUUUACUUUUUUGUGUGUUUUCUAUUUUAUUUUAGUCUUUUGGUGGUCGACUGUAAAUAUGACAGUCAUUGCAGCAACAAUCAAUGAGGACCUAGCGACAGCAACGAACGGCGCGCUCGCUUUUUAAUCUUUUAGUUCACUGAGGGGAAAUUAUUAUUAUUUUGGGACACGUCGUCUCCCACGUAUCUACCUUUAAAAAAAGUAGUGGAUUCCUCACGUUUUGUGUUUGCACAAGCAGUAAUAACGGAGGUGAGUGGACCUCCUCCAUCGGCCCGCUGCUCAAGAGUUACAGGGAGAUGACGAUAAAGCUAAACGAACGCUUUCCAUCGCUCGGUGUCUGUCGUGUUUUAUUUUUUAUUUUGAAAUCAAAACCUGUGAAUAUAAUCUUUUCUCUGAUCUAUUUUUUCAUUUUGUAAUUAUUUCAUGACUUUAUUCCACUUGUCUGGAGAAAUAUUGAAGUUAAAAGAUUGAAUAAAUGAUGGUGGUAGAGGAAAAAAACGCUGUGUGG
Messenger RNA from Phyllopteryx taeniolatus (common seadragon), 3270 nucleotides. RefSeq names its product NUMB endocytic adaptor protein (gene numb). The coding region runs from base 282 to 2261 and encodes 659 amino acids. Lineage: Eukaryota; Metazoa; Chordata; Actinopteri; Syngnathiformes; Syngnathidae. Gene Ontology annotation, molecular function: cadherin binding. The record is from RefSeq and is a predicted model, not a curated record. The transcript has 12 exons.